Molecule: messenger RNA, 2275 nt
Organism: Erpetoichthys calabaricus (reedfish)
Lineage: Eukaryota; Metazoa; Chordata; Cladistia; Polypteriformes; Polypteridae
Gene: tdp1
Product: tyrosyl-DNA phosphodiesterase 1
Exons: 16
Coding region: 201-2123 (640 amino acids)
Biological process (GO): double-strand break repair; single strand break repair
Cellular component (GO): nucleus
Molecular function (GO): single-stranded DNA binding; 3'-tyrosyl-DNA phosphodiesterase activity; double-stranded DNA binding
Source: RefSeq, a predicted model, not a curated record
GAGUUGAUGCUGCUUGUAAAGCACAUGGCGGCGGCUCGCUCUGGUCUACAGUCAAACUUAUUAGUAGUACAGCGUGUAAUUUGAUAGUCACGACUGGGGAGCUUGAUUAGUUAUCUUUAAACUGUCAGAAAUCUGAAUAACUGGAAGUUCGGUUCACCUUUCACAGGAAUUGUGAAUCUUUUAUUUCAGUUAGAAUAAAAAUGUCGCAAGAAAGUCUGCAUGGGAAAUGGGAUAUCUCAAGCAGUGAUGAAGAGGACUGCCCACCAGUAAGAAAAAACUUUCAGUCUUCAAAGUGUUCAAAUGUGCCGAUUACAAGUAAAAGAGAGUUUUCCAAGAAUAAUGCUGAAAAAUCUCUGGCAAAUCAAGGGAUACCUCUUUGUGUUAAAAAUGAAAGAGAUUCUUCUGCCAAUAUGAUGACAAAUUAUAGAAUGGAAGAAAGACCCAAGGAGCAAUUUCCAACAAAUACACAAACUAUACAGUCCAGUUGGAAUUCUGAGGAGAACAAUAUAGUUGCUUCAGUUAAGCAGAACAUAUGCAAAUCAGAACCUUCAUGGCAGAGGUCACCUUCAGUCAAAAGAAAAAAUGAGCAGACAGACUCUGGCUGGUGCUUGUCAAGUAGUGAUGAGGAAUCUGCUGAGGAGCACAAAGACAGAUCAGUGAAAACACAAAAUCCACCAUCUAAAAAAGUGAAGUAUGAAAGCGAGAGCUUUUCCAGUGACUUUAAAGAUCUGAGCAAGGAUGAUUUUGACAGCUGUUUCCGCGCCUUUCAUGAGACCAAUUCAUUCAGGUUUUAUCUUACCAAAGUCACUGGCCUUCAAAAUGAACACAACUGUAGUGCAUUGCAUAUAAAAGACAUACUUUCACCUUUGUUUGGAACCCUUAAAUCUUCUGUCCAGUUUAACUACUGCAUUGAUAUUAACUGGCUCAUUCAACAAUAUCCAUUAGAGUUCAGGUCAAAGCCUCUGCUAAUUGUUCAUGGAGAGAAACGAGAAUCUAAGGCCAGACUUCAUGAAGAGGCACAUCCUUAUGAAAAUAUUCGCCUGUGCCAGGCAAAGCUGGACAUAGCUUUCGGAACUCACCACACGAAGAUGAUGCUUCUGUUGUAUGAAGAAGGCUUUCGAGUUGUAAUUCAUACUGCAAACCUGAUCAAAGCAGACUGGCACCAGAAAACACAAGGAAUUUGGAUGAGUCCACUAUAUCCUAAGUUACCAGAAGGCAGCUGUGAGACAUCUGGGGAAUCUAACACAAACUUCAAACAUGAUUUAAUCGAAUACCUUUCAUCAUAUGGUUCUCCCACACUCAAUGAAUGGACAAAUAUUAUCAAAGAAUAUGACUUGUCAGAAACCAGAGUUUACCUAAUUGCUUCUACGCCAGGACGAUUUCAAGGUGCCCAAAAGGAAAAUUGGGGACUUCUUAAAUUUAGAAAGCUAUUACGUGAAUAUGCAAAACCAAUUCCUGGAGCUGAAUCUUGGCCUAUUAUAGGGCAGUUCUCAAGCAUUGGGUCAAUGGGGGCAGACAAAACUAAAUGGCUGACUUCAGAAUUCCAACACAGUCUGGUGACACUUGGGAAAGAUGUCAAAUCCACUACAAACCAUGAAUGUCCUCUUCAUUUGGUCUACCCAACUGUAGAAAAUGUCAGGACAAGCCUGGAAGGAUAUCCAGCUGGCGGUUCUUUGCCAUACAGUAUUCAAACGGCACAAAAGCAACUGUGGCUGCAUUCCUAUUUUCAUAGUUGGUCUGCAGAUAUCACUGGGAGAACUCAUGCUAUGCCCCAUAUAAAGACAUACAUGAGAGUGUCUCCAGACUUCAAAGAACUUGCAUGGUUUCUUGUUACAAGUGCCAAUCUUUCAAAAGCCGCCUGGGGAGCAAUGGAGAAGAAUAACACCCAACUGAUGAUUCGAUCAUAUGAACUUGGUGUUCUGUUUUUGCCAUCAACAUUUAAUGUGACAGCGUUUUCAAUUGAGAAGACACCAUUUUUGGGAGCUAAGAGCACAUCCUUGUCUUUUCCAGUUCCAUUUGACCUGCCUCCACAAAAAUACACAAGCAAAGAUAAGCCCUGGAUAUGGAACAUUCCAUACACUUCUGCUCCAGAUACCAAUGGGAAUAUCUGGGUUCCAUCAUAAAUAUCAUAUUCUCAUUUUAACCGAAUGCAGUAAAACACAAUUUGUUUUGGAAUGUUAAAAUAGCAUUAAUAAGUGUUCAGUGAAACAAGCACUUGCCUCAUGAUGAUAAUGUAGAUCAAAUUAAAUACAUAAUCAGUUUAUAAAUAACCAAA